AAAACGAACGACCUGUGUGAGAAGGCUUGCGGCGCAGAGGAUCACCUAACAUUGAGAUCGAUGAGUGAAUUGGCGGACGCAUACCUUAUGUUUGACAACUACUCAGAUUCAGUGAAAAUCGUAUCCAAAGUGUUUGAAAUACGAAAAAGGCUGUUAGGAGAGGAGCACCUGGACACUCUUUCCUCGAUGAAGAACUUGGGUGCGGCACAUGGCAUGAUGGGAAACUAUACAGAGGCUCAGGCACUUAACGGAAAGUCAUUUGAGCUUCAUCAAAGACUGCUAGGACCGGAACAUCCAAAUACCAUUUCAUGCAUGCACAAGUUGGCACUCAACUACAUUGGUCUAGAACAGCACGAGAAGGCUCGAGAUCUAACCGAACAGAUAGUGGCAUUAAGGAAAAGAGUUUUAGGUCCGGAGCAUCCAAAAACCCUCGUGGCAAUGUAUAACCUUGGCAUAGUCUAUCGAGAUCUAAUGGACUAUGAUAGAGCCAGAGCGCUAGACGAACAGGUAUUUAUGUCGUACAAGAGGACUGUGGGCUCAGAGCACCCGAUGACUCUUUCAUGUAUGCAUGCUCUGGCUGUUGAUUACGAUCAUCUAGGCCAAUUACACACCGCUAAAAACUUAGCUGAACAGGCACUAGAGCUGCGCAAAAAGGUGCUGGGACCAGAGCACUCGGAGACUCUCACAAUAACGAGUGCUCUCAGUAGAAUUUAUCGUCGUUUGGAGGAAAAUGAGAACGCUCGAAAGUUGGACGAAGAAACAUUAGCCAUCUGCUUAAAGGCUUGGGGAUCGGAACACCCAGGAACACUUGACACCAUGAAUGAUUUAGCCCGAGAUUAUCGGCGCCUAGGGCAACAUCAGAUUGCAAAGGAGCUCGACGAGAAGACGCUAACAUUACGCAAAAAGAUACUGGGACCAGAACACAAGGACACGCUCAUGUCCAUGAACAAUCUUGCCGGAGACUAUAGUGACCUAGGGGAAUAUCAGAAAGCUCAAGAGUUAGAUGAAGAGACAUUAACACUCCGUCGAAGAUUCCUAGGAUCAGAACAUUUAGAUACUCUUCUGUCGUUGAAUCAUCUUGCCUGUGACUAUCAUGAUCUCGGGCAGUAUGAGAAGAGUCAUGAGCUCCAGGAACAAUUAUUGUCACUACGAAAAAAGGUCUUGGGACUUGAACACCCGUAUACUCUCGAAUUGAUGAACGAGUUGUCAGCUCAAGACAGCUCAACAAAUGAAUUGGCAUAA
Messenger RNA from Acaulospora colombiana, 1242 nucleotides. Lineage: Eukaryota; Fungi; Glomeromycota; Glomeromycetes; Diversisporales; Acaulosporaceae. The record is from the annotation of a GenBank genome assembly.